This is a messenger RNA of Anisakis simplex (herring worm), 825 nucleotides long. Lineage: Eukaryota; Metazoa; Nematoda; Chromadorea; Rhabditida; Anisakidae. The record is from the annotation of a GenBank genome assembly.
AUGUCACUUUCUGUUGGUACAAUCACCAGCUGCAUCGCUUUUCUACCGUUUCUCAUCAAUAAACUGAACGUUUUGAAUGCAUCGCUUAGCGUACAGCUUGAUCAGUUUGAUGCGAUUGAGAGUAAUAUUCUUCAAGAGGUACGCUCACUAGGACUCAUCAACAAUAAUCAAAGAACUCGGCGUCAGACAGUGCCUAAAUGUGUAUGCGAUGCAGCCGAUAGAUGCCCUCCUGGUCCAUCUGGAAAAGCGGGAGAAACUGGAGUGGAUGGUACUCCGGGUAGUGUCGGAAGAACAGGAGAACAAGGAGUUCCGGGCAUCAUACCACAAGAACUGCAGCAACCAAAAGAGAUGGGAUGUCGUCAAUGCCCGCCUGGACCUGCAGGUCCUCCAGGCUUUUUUGGAGCUUCAGGUGAUCUGGGAAGAGAGGGUGAAGCUGGCCUACCAGGAGUUACAGGUCGUCCCGGAGCCAACGGUCCACCUGGUUUAUCAGGUGAUACCGGUGAAUCAGGAGUUGCAGGUGAACCGGGAGAAUUCGGUUUGAAUGGUGCUGAUGGAAUUCAGGGUCAAUCGGGCGCACCUGGCGAACCUGGGAACAUCGGUGAGAGAGGGCCAAAAGGUAACUCUGGUUACGCUGGAAAUCAAGGUUAUCCAGGUUCACAAGGAUCGUCUGGUGCCACCGGAGAGAGCGGAAGAAUAGGACAGCAAGGUGUAUCUGGUUAUCCGGGACCAGCGGGCAUUCCGGGAAACCCUGGAGAAGAUGGAACUUACUGCCCAUGUCCUUCGAGAGGCGCACGAGGUAAGAAAUCAGCAACGAAGAAAAUCUGA